Molecule: messenger RNA, 435 nt
Organism: Funneliformis geosporum
Lineage: Eukaryota; Fungi; Glomeromycota; Glomeromycetes; Glomerales; Glomeraceae
Source: the annotation of a GenBank genome assembly
AUGUCUGAUAAGACUGCAGUUCCUAAUAAGCCUGAAACAUCUGAUAAAUCAAAACUUGAUAAGUUGCUCGAAGGCGGAAAUAUUACUCUCAACUGUUUGAUUCCUGGUGAGGAAGCAAGGGAUAUCUUCGAAGUAACGAUAUCUAACGCUAAUAACAAUCGAGUUUCUUCUCUCGGGGUUGAAAUCAGAAACCGUCGCCUAGAUCUAUUUCGAGAUAUUGAUUCGAGCAGGUUGGUUUUGUAUAAGGUCAGAGACUCUAUGAGCGACAAUACCAUAAUCAUUAACUUAAGAAACGACAAUGUAGCUGUAUUGGUUGGUACAGAAUUGAUGAAUCCGCAAAACACAAUUUAUAGUUAUUUUCCCACGCAACCCCAACCUAUCUAUGCUGGUGAAAAGGGAAUCAAUGUUAUCAUAUACCCCCCUAGAAAUAAUUAG